Rubroshorea leprosula is the source of this 2032-nucleotide messenger RNA. Lineage: Eukaryota; Viridiplantae; Streptophyta; Magnoliopsida; Malvales; Dipterocarpaceae. The record is from the annotation of a GenBank genome assembly.
CCUAGGGUUUAUCAGAUUCACCCUCUUCCCUAGGGUUUAUCAGAUUCACAGGCACACAUAAACCUCUUCAAUAGCUUAGUACCAGUGGUGCCUUUCUCCUUCCAGCACCGCUGCUGCAAUCUUCUUCAAAAUGGGUAAAAAGAAGAAAUUCAUCGACAAGAAAAAAUCGGCAACCUUCCAAUUACUCGCCAGGGAUUCCUCAGAUCCCAAUUACGACGAAACCCCAGGCAGCGAACGAGUCUUCGUCCGAGUUGACAACAACCCCGUCGCCGCCGAAGCUGUCUUCCAGGGCGAUAACCACCAGCACGACCAGGAGAUCCCGUACUAUGACGAUUCUAGAUUCGACGACGCACCCGAUGAUGACAACGAUGGCGAGGAUUGCCAUAGGCUUAUUGGUAGCUCUACCCGUGUGUCCACUACCGAAACAGGGCGGCUGCCGGAGCAAGUGAGGAGGGAAAUUCUAGAGCUGGGAUUUCCCGAUGAUGGGUAUAAUUAUUUACUUCAUUUAAGAGAGAUUAAAAAUACUGGAGGCGGUUCUGUUUUUUACCAUAACCCUAAGUUCAAAUUGGAUCAGCUUCCGCGAGAUGUAAAGGCAUAUGAUGCAUCGAGGCUUCGGAUAUCUGAAGCUAAAGAGGAUCAGAGUGAGAAUUCUAUUUACAGUGUGGCGUCAAAGACUGUCAAUGUGAGGGUGCAGAAGGCAGUUGAUCCUGAAGUUGUAGCCUUGCUUGAUGAUAGUGAUGCGUCACGGUUUGGUUCAGAUGUGGAGGACUUGGAGGAGGAUUUUGUUGUUAUUGCCAACAUGCCUGAAGAAAGAGAAGGAGAUGAUGUUGUUAGUGAUAGGAAGUUGAAUUUGGUCCAGGAAUCUGAGAUACUAGUAAAUGAAGGUAACAGCAAAACUUCUCAUUCUGGCAACCAAGAGGUUGUGGAAGUGAUAAAUCACCGUGUGGAAGAGAAAGAGAAGCCACGAGCUCGGCGUCUCCUGGAUGAGCAAUUUGAUAAACUUGAACUUCAAGAAUAUGGCAGUGGGGAUGAUGAUUGUGAUUAUGAUGGUUGUGAAGAUGAAGGAGAAGAAGUUCUAGCAGAAAAGCUCAAAAAUGUUCUUAAUGACCACUCGAUGGAAGACUUGGAACUUGAUGACAAAUAUGUUGGUCCUGCUGACUUAUUGAAGGCUAAUGAGAGACCAAUAAGUAAAGAAUCACUAGAUAAUGCAGCUGAUAUCCUCCGCCGUUGUGCUGAAUAUGCCAAGAAGUAUGAAAACGGAAGUGAGGAUGACAAAGUAGCUGUUGUAGAGGAAAGUAGUGAUGAGUCAGAGCAAUGGGAUUGUGAAACAAUCAUUUCUACAUACUCCAAUCUUGAUAACCAUCCUGGGAAAAUUGGAGCUCCGGCAAUUGCUAGGAGAAAGAAGUUGGUUGAAGCUGUUUUUGGGUCCUUAAGUGCCACAAGUCCUGUGAUAUCCCUUCGAGGAAAAGAGAAGCUUCCUGUUGACCAUUUGCCCCACAGUAAGAAAACUGCUGCAGAUAAAGUCACGGGAGUUGGUGGCUCUAACACCGAACAGCUUAAGAGGAGGCCACAUGGUCAUGAGACAAAGGAGGAGAAAAAAGAAAGAAAGGCUGCUGUGAAGGAGGAAAGACGUGAAGCACGUAAAGUGAAAAAAGAGAUGAAAGGGCUGUACCGGUGUGAAGCCCAGCGUGCUCAGAAGGUUGCUGCGAUAACUGGUCCAUCUUCCAUUCAUUUGAUGUAAACAUCCAGCCUCGUUCUUACUUAAGGCGGUAUCUUCCAUUAGGUGGUUUCAUUCUUGUUCAAGGCCCCCACUAUCAUGGCGUUUGAGAAUCCAACUAUUGUUAUUCAAAUUUAAGUUUGAGUCUCUUAUAGUGCAAAGGCAUUAGCUGAUAUAACGCCAUAGUUAAAUUAUAUAUCAGUUUUUGAGACAGAUAGUUAAAUAGAAUCCUCACUUUUGCUAAAUUUUAUGUAUGUCGUUUUUGGCAUGGUUUUCUGGCUUUCAAUUUUGAUGCAAUGAAAUAGAGGACUCUUU